Molecule: messenger RNA, 1641 nt
Organism: Lipotes vexillifer (Yangtze River dolphin)
Lineage: Eukaryota; Metazoa; Chordata; Mammalia; Artiodactyla; Lipotidae
Gene: CLCC1
Product: chloride channel CLIC like 1
Cellular component (GO): endoplasmic reticulum; membrane
Molecular function (GO): chloride channel activity
Source: RefSeq, a predicted model, not a curated record
AGGAUGCUGUGUUCUGUGCUCUUUUGUGAAUGUCUGUGGCUGAUAACUGCUUAUGCUCAUGAUGAUGACUGGAUUGACCCCACAGACAUGCUUAACUAUGAUGCUGCUUCAGGAACAAUGAGAAGAUCUCAGGUGAAGUAUGGUACAUCAAAGAAAGAAGAGGUCAGUCCUGACUUACCACAUGCUGAUGAACUGUCAGAAUGUUACAGCAGACUUGAUUCUUUAACUCAUAAGAUCGAUGAGUGUGAAAAGCAGAAGAGAAAAGACUAUGAAAGUCAAAGCAAUCCUGUUUUUAGGAGAUACUUAAAUAAGAUUUUAAUUGAAACCAGAAAGCUUGGCCUUCCUGAUGAAAACAAAGGUGAUAUGCAUUAUGAUGCUGAGAUUAUCCUUAAAAGACAAACCUUGUUAGAAAUACAAAAGUUUCUCAGUGGAGAGGAUUGGAAACCAGGAGCCUUGGAUGAUGCACUAAGUGAUAUUUUAAUUAAUUUUAAGUUUCAUAAUUUUGAAACAUGGAAGUGGCAAUUUGAAGAUUUCUUUGGAGUGGAUCCAUAUAACGUAUUGAUGAUGCUUCUUUGUCUGCUCUGCAUCGUGGUGUUAGUAGCUACUGAGCUGUGGACAUGUGUGCGUUGGUACACCCAGUUGAGACGUGUUUUAUUCAUCAGUUUUCUCAUCAGUUUGGGAUGGAAUUGGAUUUAUUUAUAUAAGCUAGCCUUUGCCCAGCAUCAGGCUGAAGUUGCCAAGAUGGAGCCAUUAAACAAUGUGUGUGCUGAGAACAUGGAUUGGACUGGAAGUCUCUUGGAAUGGCUUAGAAGUUCAUGGACCUAUAAGGAUGACUCAUGCCAAAAAUACUACGAGCUCUUAUUAGUCAACCCUAUUUGGUUGGUCCCACCAACAAAGGCACUGGCAGUUACAUUCACCAACUUUGUCACGGAGCCAUUGAAGCAUAUUGGAAAAGGAGUUGGUGAAUUUAUUAAAGCACUCAUGAAGGAGAUCCCAGUGUUACUACACAUUCCAGUGCUGAUAAUUAUGGCAUUAGCUGUCCUGAGUUUCUGCUAUGGUGCUGGAAAAUCAGUUAAUAUGCUGAGACAUGUGGGUGGCCCUGAAAGAGAACCACCCCAGGCACUUCAGCCAGGUGAAAGAAGAUGGCAGCAGGAAAUUGAUUAUAGACCCCGUGGUGGAGCAGGUGAUGCAGAUUUCUAUUAUAGGGGCCAAAUUGGCCCCAUUGAGCAAGGCCCUAAUGACAAAAUAUGUGAGGGUAGAAGAGAUGUUUUGAGAGAGAGAGAUGUUGACUUGAGAUUUCAGACUGGCAACAAGAGCCUUGAAGUGCUUCCGGCAUUUGAUUUACCAGACGCAGAGGCGAGAGAGCAUCCCAAGGUGGUACCCAGUCAUAAAUCACCUAUUUUGGAUACAAAGCCCAGAGAAAUUGGUGGAAUCUCAGGAGAAAGCACACUGACUGAAAGCAGCCAGUCUGCUAAGCCUGUCUCUGGCCAAAAGAUACCAGAGAGUGUGGAAGGUUCCCCUGCAGUGGAAAAGGCCCAGCUCAGGACUGACGCCACAGGCGGCCCAGAGGAAGGCAGCACGUCCAGCCGCACUGCAGUGAGGGUGUGUGGAAGGGAUCCAGACUGCAGCCCAUGUGGCUAG